GCCGCGGGCCCGGGAGGCGCGUUCCCUCUUGGCCCCAAAGCGAGCCCGGCGGGCGGCUCCUCUGGGUUGGGCGACCGAGCGGGGCCAGCCGGGCGGGGGGCGGGCCCGGGAAGGCGGCGCCGCGCGGCGCGGGAGGCGGGCGGGGCGCGGGGCCGCGGUGCCCAGAGGCUGCGGCACUAGGGGCUCGGCGCCCCCGACCUUCCGCGUCCCGGGGUGGCGGCGGCGGCGGCGGCGGCGGCGCGGGCGGCAUAUGAUGCUGAGCUGGCUGCUCCAGAAUGAACCACAGCUCUGAGAAGGGGAAGUAGAAACAGCUGGCGCCCUGCCAUGGCCUGUGAACCACAGGUGGACCCGGGGGCCGCUGGCCCAUUGCCCCCCUCCUCUCCUGGUUGGAGUGCCCUGCCUGGAGGGAGCCCUCCCGGCUGGGGGCAAGAGCUCCACAAUGGCCAGGUCCUCACUGUUCUCCGGAUUGACAAUACCUGUGCACCCAUCUCCUUCGACCUGGGAGCCGCAGAAGAGCAACUGCAAACUUGGGGCAUCCAGGUCCCGGCCGACCAGUACAGGAGCUUGGCUGAGAGUGCCCUCUUGGAGCCCCAAGUGAGAAGAUAUAUCAUCUACAACUCGAGGCCUAUGCGGCUGGCCUUUGCUGUGGUUUUCUACGUGGUGGUGUGGGCCAAUAUCUACUCUACCAGUCAGAUGUUUGCCUUGGGGAACCACUGGGCUGGCAUGCUGCUCGUGACCCUGGCCGCAGUGAGCCUGACCUUGACUCUUGUGCUGGUCUUUGAAAGACACCAGAAGAAGCUUUGGUUUGUCUACUUCGACCUGGAGAACUGUGUGCAGUUUUUGUCUGAUCAUGUUCAAGAAAUGAAGACUAGCCAAGAGUCCUUGCUGAGAAGCAGAUUGAGCCAGUUGUGUGUUGUCAUGGAGACUGGGGUAAGCCCUGCAACAGCGGAGGGGCCUGAGAACUUGGAGGAUGCUCCUCUCCUGCCCGGCAAUUCUUGUCCUAACGAAAGGCCACUCAUGCAGACUGAGCUUCAUCAGCUUGUUCCUGAGGCUGAGCCAGAGGAAAUGGCCCGCCAGCUGCUGGCAGUGUUUGGCGGCUACUACAUCCGGCUUCUAGUGACCUCCCAGCUCCCUCAGGCAAUGGGGACACGACACACGAACUCUCCGAGAAUUCCAUGCCCCUGCCAGCUCAUAGAAGCCUACAUCCUAGGCACAGGGUGCUGCCCGUUCCUGGCGAGGUGACCUAGGGAUGAAGGUACUCAUCUUCCUCCAAGACUGAGCAGUCAGGAAGGCUUCAGGAGCCCAAGAUGGCCAAUAGGGAGCCCCAGGUGAGGAGAGAAGCAUCUGGGGGCACUCCAAAAGGGGCCUGUGAUGUCAGCCACUGGGGUGUUGUGCUCACUUCAGGGCCCAGCACAAAAAUCCUUGUUUGACAUCUCAUGCUGACCCCCUGGCCUUUGCAGAAGCUGAUGGUUACAGAGCUAGUCCCACCAAAGCCACUCUCUCUGCUGCUUAGAACUGUGGACAUGUAUGGAAGGACUGGACCCCCAUCGCUUUCAUUGUUCAGAGAGCCCAGGAGACAUGAAGAUGACCAGACUGGGCAAAUUAUGUGUCCAAACUUGGCCUCAGAUGAUGUUUCCAUCUCCAACCCCUUCAUACCAGAUGGGGAAACUGAGGCUCAGAGAGGAUACUGCUCUAUGUGGCAUUGCCUUGAACCCCUAAAUUAUCUGAUUGCCUUUUUCCAAUAUAAAGAAAAAAAGUAAGUUUUCAGAAUUCUCUCAAUUUUUUAAGUUUUUCUCCCCCAUAUUUUGUGAAAAGCAGUGGUGUGUGUACGUGUUGUCUACCAGUACACAGGCUGCAGAAGACAGAGACGAAAGAAAGAGAUCAAGGGCAGAUAACUGUUGAUAGGAAUAUUUGAGAAAGAUUGAUCCUGUUUGACUUGAGGACUUAUUUUGUUCACAGGCAUGCACGCCUGUGGUUGUGGUUUUAUAUUACAGAUGUAGAACAACGGUUAUGUUUCCCAACAUGAACAUUGUCCUGGAAUGAAGUGUGAUCAGCCACUUGUGGAAUUCUGUGAAGAGCUCAGAGGCUUCAAAGUGAUCUGCUCCUGAACAAGUUUGAAGACCUAUUGUUUCAUAGACCCAAGUCCAAACUCCCUGACCUGGCAUCUGAAGGAUCCCCAGCCCCCAAGACCUAGCCUUCGUCUGCGAUUUUGGCUUCAUCUCCCACAAAACCCCUUUAUGAGUUGACGCUUUUUCCUGGACUGACAUACCUAUUCCUUUCCAUUUGUUGGACUCCUAUUCAUGCUUCAAAGUCCAGCUUUCUUAAGCCCUUCUUUAGGAAGCCUUCCCACACAGCCAACCCUGCUGCUCUCUGCCUCCUUUAAAUUCUUGAUAGAGCUGCUGCUUGUUCUGAUGUUUUAUGGUAUUGAUUCUGUUUUCCUGUGUAUAUGCCAGUUUUUCUAGCUAGACUGUAAACUCCUUAAGGACAGAGACUACACCUUGUACUUUUUGUGCAUGACCUGGACUUGCUAAGGAAAAAAAAAAAUCCUGUGGAUUGAUUGCUUUGCCAUCCCCACAGCAGCUUUUGCAAAUUGCUGUCCAAACUCACUUGAAUGAUGACAUUGCUAUGGACCUGGGUUCUGGACCUGAUCUGCCACUUCAAGCUGUGUAAUUUUUGGCAAGUUGCUUUCUUUGCCUGGUCCUCAGUUUGCCCAUCAAUAUAAUGGGUGGAUUGGAUGAUUUUUUUUUUUUUUUUUAAUUGAGAUGGAGUCUUGCACUGUCACCCAGGCUGGACUGUAGUGGCGUGAUCUUGGCUCACUGCAACCUCCGCCGCCUAGGUUCAAGUGAUUCUCAUGCCUCAGCCUCCCAAGUAGCUGGGACUACAGGUGUGCACCACUACGCCUGGAUAAUUUUUUGUAUUUUUAGUAGAGAUGGGGUUUUGCCAUGUUGGCCAGGCUGGUCUUGAACUCCUGACCUCAGGUGAUCCGUCCGCCUCGGGCUCCCAAAGUGCUGGGAUUACAGACGUGAGGCACCACAACCGGCCUGGAUGAUUCUUAAGGGCCCUUCUAGGACCAAAGUUCUGGGAAUUUCUACCUUAUUCUGCCCCCUUGUAGCCCUUGGCCUAUCUAUCUUUAUCCACAUGCAGAAACAUCUGGCAACCCCACAUGGCUGAGAUGACCUGGGCCUAGGACACCCUUGGACAGAAGACUGGUCUACCUAGCAGACCUGGAUUUUUCUUCCUGAUCUGCUGCUUCCAAGUUGUGUGACCUUGGCUAAGUCACUUGACCUUUCUGAUUGUCAUUUCGCUUUUUAAUAAAGUGGAUCUGGUGAACAAGAAAUGUGAUAAACACGUGGCUUGCCAUUCAAGAGAUGAGUCUGACCAUUCACUUUCUGUGUGCCAGAGAAGAGACAUCAUGGGUAUAGAGCAGCCCCUGGAAAGGCUGCUUUGGUCAAGGCUGAGAGCAGCUUUGCUCAAGGAAAUUAUUCACGAAGGUGACCACUGUCUUUCUGACCUGGCACAGAGGAAAUGUUGGCUGUGAAUGUGACCAAUAGAAAGAAGCCCGUAUUUCUCAGUCAGUCCUAGAACCCCGGUAAGUAAUUAACAGAGAAUAAAAAUGUGUUUGUUAAAUGACAAAACAGCAGUUUUUCAAUUUUAA
Molecule: messenger RNA, 3655 nt
Organism: Pongo pygmaeus (Bornean orangutan)
Lineage: Eukaryota; Metazoa; Chordata; Mammalia; Primates; Hominidae
Gene: TMEM268
Product: transmembrane protein 268
Exons: 8
Coding region: 325-1242 (305 amino acids)
Source: RefSeq, a predicted model, not a curated record